Molecule: messenger RNA, 2334 nt
Organism: Schistocerca piceifrons (Central American locust)
Lineage: Eukaryota; Metazoa; Arthropoda; Insecta; Orthoptera; Acrididae
Product: cilia- and flagella-associated protein 91-like
Exons: 15
Coding region: 1-2334 (777 amino acids)
Source: RefSeq, a predicted model, not a curated record
AUGAGGGUUACAUAUCUGUCAGAUCAGAUGACAUUGUUGUGCAUGCACGCACAUGCUUUGGUGUCACAAGAUCACUCUGCUGUAAGUACAGAGCAACUUGAAGAUAAUUUCAAGGCAGUUGAUAACUUACAGCAAUUAAAGUUUGCAUCAGAGACCCGUGACAGAAAUGUGCAGACAGAAUAUCGUGAUACGGCUGCCCAGACCAAUCCAUGGGCACCUCCAUAUUUCACUAGUGGUGAAGGCUCAACUCCAGAAAUACUUACAUUAGCAAUGCUUUCCUGGGAAAAUGGACUCCCUGCUGGAAUGCAUGAAGUAGAAAUAAUUGAACGAUUACGCAUCAAAAGAGCAUGGGAAAAAGUACUACCUCCAAUGGACAAUCCUGAAAAUAUUCAAAAAAGAAAGGAUAUUCUAGAAGCUAUUGAACGAGAUGAAUGGUCCUUCAGGGAGAAGGAAAUAGAGACAAUUCACCAAAUGCGUCUCGACUUAGCAAAACACCAUCUCGAUGAAGUUCAGAAAAUUUUGUCCACUAAAAUGGCUGACAGAUUAGAGAGACUUAGAAGAUUAAAGGAAAAGGAGAAGGAAAUUAAGACAACCAAAAUAAAUAUUGAAACAAACAGAGCUCUUCGAAAACUGACGAACAAACAUAAGGGAGUGAGCAUGAGGUACCGUAAACCAAAUGUCAUAGAUGAGUAUACUGAUAAGACAUCUGAAUUUUAUGGGCCCCUUAUGAGACAUGGAGAAAACCCAAAGAGAAGACAUGAAGUAAUAACCAUACAGAGUAAUUUUCUAUCACAAAUGAAAGGACUUGAAAUCCUUGAAAAAAUGCCUAAAUGGAUUCCUACAUAUGAUUUUAUCAAAGCUACAGCUUUAAAACGGAAACGUCGUGAAUUAUGCAUUCAUGAAACAAGAUGGACUGAUGAAGUUCUUGCAAAGUUGUAUAAGGAUUUAAAAGCUAUCUGUAGGAAAACUGAAGACAAUUGCAAUGGAAGGACAAUGAAGACAGCACAACAGAAUGACAAGUCUGGUGUUGAGGAGGAAGAAAAGAAAAUAUUGUAUGCUGAUGACAUGACAAUACUAAAUAGUGACCAAAAUAUGGAACAGCUUGAGAGAAGAGCAUACAUAUUUGCAAAUGUCACAGCUCAAUGGCUGUUGGAAAAUGAACUGGUUAUAAAUCUAAAAAAGACUAUGUAUGCAGUGUUUAAAAACAAGGAAAAGGCUGUAGACAUGGAUUUAGAGGUUGACGGAACAAGGCUGGAAGAAGUAGAAUCUGCUAGAUUCUUAGGUAUUCUUGUGGAUAAUGAACUGAAAUGGAAAAAACAUAUUAAUAAUGUCUCAAUACGAAUGGAUCUUGAGAAAAGAAGUGGAUCUGUUACUCUGCAUUUAGUCAAAAAAAUUCAUCAUCAGAAGCCAUUAAGUGUGAGUGGGAGCAUUGAAGGUAUUCGUGACUCAGAGGAGAACACAUAUCAGGCUGCAACAUUUCUUCAGGCAGUAAUCAAAGGGAGAGCUAUUCAGGCAAUGAUGAGUGAAGGUCGUGAAAAAUGUCAGGACCUGAUUGAGGAUUACAAACGUACAAAAUCAUUGGAUGACUCUGACAUAUCAGUUAUAACAGACAGACUUGAAACAAGAAUGUUGCAGCGAGAACUAGCUGUUGAAAGAGAUCAGGAUAGUAACUGGCUGGCCAUGUGUAACUACUUAGAUGGACUGUCCUUGAGUGGCAUACUAAACUUCUUAUUAAAAGAGAUGACAAGACUGCAGGAUGAGCGUCGAGCACAUGCAUUUGCUUUACUUGCAGAACGUGAAAGAACUUUAAGAGAAUGUGUAGAAGCCGAACGCCGACAAGCUGAAGAAAGAAGGCGUAGAGAACAUGAUGAAGUUUUUAAACAGCUGAUGAAAGUAAGCCAAGAUACAGUGGACACGUAUUUGGAGGACAUUAUAUUGGAAUCAAUGGAUUGGAUGCCAAAAUCACAAGCUCGAGAAUACAUCAAGGAAGUUGCCAAGAAAAUUGAUCGAGCAGCUGAAGAAGCACAUGUUAGAAAUGACAUUCUUGAGCAAGAGGAGCUUGUAAGCUCCCUCAUCCAUACGUUUGUAAUACCAGAAGCAGAAAAAAUACAAGCUCGGAAGCAAAUAAGACUACAGCAAGAGAAAUAUCUGAGAGUUGCUCAUGCUGCUAUUUAUGGUUCUGAUGAUACUGCAGAUGAAGAGGAAAUGGAGGGAGUAAAAUCAGUGUCAGUAACAAAACUGGAAGAAAGCACAGAGAACACAAAAGAGGUCAAGACAGAAGAAGACGGGACAGUUCUACAGGACAACUGUGAACACUGUGAUACAACUGAUUAA